CUACAUUAUUUUACACAGGGGAGAAUUUAUUAACCCUUCUCCGGCAGACAGCGGGAGAUCCAGGAUGCUCUUACUUUGCUGCAUCUGGGAAAGAGUUAAACUACAGCCCCUCCUCUUUAUGGGCAGAACCUAAAACCAGGAAGAGGGAAGGAGCAACAGGAUGGCAGCUCAAUGCUGGGACAAGCUGCUGGAUCUGAGCAGGAGGUACAAAGAGUAUGUGGUCGCUAAUCCCACAGGGGCAACUCAGCUGGAGGGGGCAGUGCGCAUGCUUUCCUACCUCAUUGCAGGGCGUUUGACUGAUUCCCAUGAGCUGUCAGAGCUGGUAUACUCGGCCUCCAACCUGCUGGUUUUACUCAAUGAUGGGAUCCUAAGGAAGGAACUGCUUAAGGCUCCCCCUGUGAAUGUGUCCCGUCAACGUCUCCUUACCUGGUUGGGGGUCCUGGAAAGCCUAGAGGUAUUCAUUGAGAUUGGCGUAGCACGGGCAUGGGGUGAGAGGACCAGAUGGGUUGCCAUCCUCAUCAUUCAGUUGCUCAAGGCUUUCCUACGAAUUCUGCUGCUUCUCUGGUAUAAAAGCGGUAUACAGAGCUCACCUCCUGUAUCCCCACUGAACCGAGAGGAGACUCCGAGCCAAACAGCAGAGGAGAGCUGCAGCACAGACUCUUGCUUUGUGGGGAAAAGGUCCAGCCGGGCAGUGCGUUCCCUGAGUGACACCCCGUCAUCUCGCAGUCGCUUCUGGCGUAGCCCCCGGGUCACGGAGGGUAAUAAUACAAGGACAGAAGCUUUGGACAAAGAUGGAAAGCCUACAUCUCUUGGGGCAGUGGGUACUGUAGCUGAGGUUAUUCACAUCCUGCGGCCCCUGACGCACUUGGUGAGUUUGGCAGUCUGGGGCCAGAGGUCAUGGAAGCCCUGGAUGUUGGCAGCAGCACUAGAUGUGACCAGUUUGACAUUACUCAAUGAAAUUCGAAAUCUUAGUCACAGAGAGCGAGGAGAGCUUAGGCGUCGAACCCUUUUACUCUUGUACUAUUUGUUACGUUCUCCCUUCUACAACAAUUAUACAGAGACACGGCUUGUCCUCCUCCUUCGUCUUCUUGGUGACUAUGUCCCUGGAGUUGGGCUGGUGGCACGUCCUCUCAUGGAUUAUUUACCAGUUUGGCAAAAGAUCUAUUUCUACAACUGGGGCUGAAAACAAAAUGGACGGAACCCACUUCCUGCUGGGCCAUUGUUAUUUGAUACUGUGGGAGCCACUUGGGAACAUGCAUGGAGCAAGUUUUCAGAGAUCCUGCUAUACGUAAAUAUUGUACUGAACAUGUUUUGAAGCUCCAGCUUACUGUUCUCCACCUACCAUCAUUCCAAUAUAUGUGAGCGUUCCCCUGGGAUCUUUCAGAUACAGUAUGGACAUUUGUGAACCUGGGAUGUCUUUAGAAGACACAGAGCUAUGUCUGUCAUAUGCACGGCAGUCUGUUUGUUAGAUAACAAUGUACCAUAACAGAAUAACCUGUUAGUGAGCUGUAUAAAUAAACUUUUUUUUUAAGCUCCUUA
Messenger RNA from Bombina bombina (fire-bellied toad), 1539 nucleotides. RefSeq names its product peroxisomal biogenesis factor 16 (gene PEX16). Gene Ontology annotation, biological process: peroxisome organization. Gene Ontology annotation, cellular component: peroxisomal membrane. Bases 161 to 1183 code for a protein of 340 amino acids. The record is from RefSeq and is a predicted model, not a curated record. The transcript is spliced from 12 exons. NCBI's taxonomy places the organism in Eukaryota, Metazoa, Chordata, Amphibia, Anura, Bombinatoridae.